Messenger RNA from Nezara viridula (southern green stink bug), 5583 nucleotides. NCBI's taxonomy places the organism in Eukaryota, Metazoa, Arthropoda, Insecta, Hemiptera, Pentatomidae. The record is from the annotation of a GenBank genome assembly.
AUGAAACAAUUAGAGGAAGGUUACACUGUCCUGAAUUUAGGUGAUCCUAUUCGACCGGAGAGAGAAAUAUCGACUAUUAAAAGCGUUUCAGAAGCGUUACUGAUUACUAAAAAGCAAAAUAAAAGACAUGGAUCGAACACUGAACUUGGACCAGUCGACCUUCAGUCCAGAUCCAGCAAUAUCAUGGAGAACAUGGCAGCGUCUUCUCUGUUCUUCGUCAUUCUGCUUUGUCUUCCAAGUCUCAUUCCUUCCGUUUAUCUGGAAAAACAAAAAAACAUAUUUGAAGAUAAGAUUGAAAUAUGUAAUUAUCUAAACAUAUCUGGCAACUUAGAUGAAGAUACAUUCAAUGAUCUAAUUAGUAGCAAAGAAAAUAGAACACAUAAACCUAUUCUUCAAGCUGCAUUCGAAGGACGUUUAAAUAUAAUAAAGUAUCUGAUACGAUUCGGUGUAGAUAUUAAUUCUCAAAGUGAUUCUGGUCUAACGGCGCUUCAUGUAGCGAUUCUAAAAGGAUAUCUAGACUUAUUCACAUUUCUUGUCUCGAAAAAUGCCAAUCUCGAACUCAAAGACACCAGGGGAGAGACACCUUUGCACCUGGCUGUCAUGUAUAGUAAUCUGAAUAUGGUAAAAAUGUUAAUACAUCAAGGUGUUAAUGUAAACGCCCUGACAUCAGAAAAUAAAACAGCACUGGACUUGGCAGCCUGUACGGGAAACGACUUAAUUUUCGAAUUUAUUUUAAAGACGAAUGGUAAGCUUAACUCUAUGAACCGAGAUUGUGACAUCGAUGGUCCAAUACAUUGUGCAGUUGUAAAUCGAUCCCGAUACAUUGUCAACGCCUUACUAAAUUUGGGAACUGAUAUAAAUGAAAAGGGUUACAAAGGUAGGACUGCUUUACAUAUAGCCGCAGAGAUAGGAAACGAGGACAUGGUAAAAUUUCUCUUGAUGAAAAAUGCCACAAUAGAUGAGAAAGAUAUAUUCGGUUCUGAGCCAAUUCAUUACGCAGCGAACAAUGGUUGGUUCAAUAUCAUUACAACAUUUUUAGAUCAUGGAGUUGAUGUUAAUGUAAAAGGUGAGAAUGGAAUGACUGCUUUACACCUGGCCGCGAAGAAUGGAGACCUAAAUCUAGUAGAACUUCUUUUGGCCAUAAAUGCAAGUACAAAUAUAAAAGAUAACAACGGAACACUGCCAGUACAAUUCGCGAUUGAUCAACGCCAUAUUUGUUUACUCAAACUGUUUUUUGAACAUGGAUCGGAUGUUAACACUAAAGGAACAAAUGGGAAGACAGCAUUACAUCUAGCUGCGUGGGAGGGAGAUCAAGGUUUGGUUGAAUAUCUUUUGGCUAAUAAUGCAAGUACAAACACAAAAGAUCACAACGAAACACUGCCAAUAGAAUUCGCGAUUUACCAAGGGCAUAUAAAUCUAUUGAUGAUGUUUUUUGAGCAUGGAUCUGAUGUUAACAGCAAAGGAACAAAAGGGUUGAAUAUCUGUAAUUUUCCUAGGUCGUGGAUAGAAGAAUUACUAUUUCAAAUGUCAAAUGAAGAUGACAAUAACUGUAAACUUCCACAACAAUGCAUGAAAAAUCUUAGAGCAAGAGAAAAACAUAAGGUUGUAAAAGACCACAGUUUUGACAAAAACUUACAUGUAGAAGGAAUGGCAGCCAUACAUUUAGCGGCUGCGACAGGAAAGGAGGAUUUAGUCAAGUUCCUUAUAGAGAAAGAUGCCAAUCUCAGAGCCAAAGACUAUCAUCAGGUCGACAUUGAUGCCAAAGAUUCACGAGAUUGUAGUGCCCUCCAUUUAGCGACUCAGACAGGUAGUGCUGAACUGGUGAGUUGCCUAAUAUCAAAUAAUGCUACAGUAAACAUAAAAGACGAAUAUGACUCCACACCCUUGCAUCAUGCGGCUGAAUGUGGUUACAUCGAUGUGGUUAGUCUUUUAUUGGAUAAUGGAGCCAAUAUCAAUAUGGGCGAUGUAAAGGGUUCAAGUUCUCUUCAUUUAGCUGCGAAAUUAGGUAGCGAACAAGUGAUGGUCCUUCUGAUAUCAAACAAUGCCACCAUAAACAUAAAAGAUGACUACGGCUCUCCACCGAUCCAUUAUGCGGCUGAGUGUGAUCAUAUCAAUGCGAUAAACGUAUUGCUAAAUUAUAAAGCCAAUAUCGAAGACACGGAUGGAACUGGAAAAACCGCUCUUCAUUUAGCUGCUAAACAAGGAAGCGGAGAAUUGGUAAACUUUCUUAUGCUGAAAAAUGCAACAGUAAAUGUAAAAGACGAUUAUGGCUCUGAACCGAUACAUUAUGCUGCUCAAUAUCGUGCAAUUAACGUGAUAAGUAUUCUCCUAGGUCAUGGAGCCAAUAUCGACGAUGCGGAUGGGAAAGGGAAAACUGCCCUUCAUUUAGCUGUUGAACAAUGUAGUAAAGAAUUAUUAAAGUUUCUAACAUCGAAAAAUGCUAACGUAAACAUUAAAGACCAGCAUGGUUCUGCACCGAUACAUUAUGCAGUCCAAUAUGACUGUGAUAUCAAUGUGUACAGUAUUUUGCUGAAUCAUGGAGCUGAUAUCGAUGUUGGAAAUGUCAAGGGAAGAGUAGCUCUUCAUUUAGCUGCUGAACAAGGAACUCAAAAUUCGGUAGUCUUUCUAAUAUUAAAUAAUGCCACCGUAAACAUAAAAGACAACCACGGUUCUGCGCCGAUACAUAUUGCGGCCAUUCGUGGUGAUGUCAAUGUAAUAAAUAUUCUGCUGGAUCAUGGAGGCAAUAUCGAUGCAAGGGAUGCAAAAGGAAGAACCGCUCUUCAUUUGGCUGCUGAGCAGGGUAGUGAAGCAUUGGUGAAUUUCCUAAUUUCAAAAAAUGCUACCAUGACAAUAAAAGACAAUAAAGGUUCUGCCCCUAUACACUACGCUACGAAAAAUAAAAAUGUGGAUGUCCUAAAUGUUUUUAUAAAUCAUGGGGUCGACAUCAACGAGAUAGGAGCCAGGGGUUGGACAGCUAUCCACAUGGCAAUUGAAAAUGAAAAUGAAAAUUUAGUUACAUUUUUAAUAUCGAAAAAUGCUAGACUCGACAUAAAUGAUAAAUGGGGUGCCGUUCCUUUUCAAAUAGCAAUUGAUAGAGAGAACGUUAAUCUGAUAAAGGCUCUAUUACAAUCUGGAACCGAAGUUGAUGCUAACCUCAAAGGAAAGAAAGGGCUCACAGCACUUCACAUCGCUGCUUAUUAUGGUAGCGAAGAACUAGUGAACAUACUGAUAUCAAAAAAUGCCAGUUUAGAAGUGAAAGAUAACCAUGGUGGUAGACCAUUACAUUAUGCCGUUCUAAGGAACUACAUAGGCAUAUUAAAAAUAUUGCUACGCAACGGUGCCGAUGUUAAUGCAAGAGGAAAACAUGGCGUAACAUGUUUACACCUUGCAGCAGGAGAUGUAAAAGAGGAAAUGGUACAAUUGCUCUUGUCAAACAACGCUAGCCUAGAGAUCAAAGACAUUAUGGGUUCGCAGCCUUUACAUUAUGCAUUUUUUGGUCACAGUAUUGAUGUCAUUAAGAUUAUGGUUGAGCACGGAGCUAAUCUCAGUGCCAGAGGUUAUAGUGAUCUAACUCCAAUUCAUUUUGCUGCCGAGAUGGGUGAUCUAGAUGUUUUGAAUUAUCUAUUUUCUAAAAAUAUUAGCUUCGAUGUUAAAGACAACAGAGAAAAUGAGCCCAUACAUCGAGCACUUUUGAGAAAGCAUCCUAAGGAAGAGGUAGUUAAAACUCUUCUUAAUCAUGGAACUGAUGUCAAUGCCAAAGGCACAUUGGGUUUUACACCACUUCAUAUAGCCGCAGAGAAAGGUUUAUAUGAUGCUGUAAAAUUGUUACUCUCAAGAAAUGCUGAUCCUAAUGUCAUGAGCUAUAACGGCCGGACGCCUCUAGAAUUAGCCACUCAGUUCGGUAGUUUAGACAUCGUCAAAAUACUUCUUGAUCACGGGGCAAAAGUCGAAGACCGCAGUUUCCUCGGAUCGCAGGCUCUUUUCCUGGCCGUUGAGAACAGAUCUUUGGAGUUUACAUGGUUACUUCUUGAAAAAACAGACAAAUUUGAAGAAUAUCCUACAAAUAUCCUCAAUUUCGCAAUUAGUAAAGGUUCAUUGGAUAAAGUAAAAUUAUUAACAUCGUACGGAGCAGAUGUUGAAUCCGUAGACAUUUAUGGUAAUUAUCCUCUCUCGACUGCUGUGAUAUCUGGUAAUAGCGAUAUAGUAAAAAUAGUUAUAGAGAUGGAGGUGAAAAAGAAUAGAUCGAAAAAGGAUUUUAAAAACUUCUUGGAUGUAACUUCUUCGAUUCGAUUAAUCUCUUUUAAUAAAAACUCAACCGAACGUCACAUCAUGAGUGCUUUACAAAUUGCUUGUUACCAUGGAUAUGUGAAUUCGGCAAGACUGCUAACUUCUUAUGGCUCUUCUUUAGAUACCAGGGAUGAAAGAAAUUACGCCUCUCUCCAUUACGCCUGUAUAUCUGGUCAGGAAGAAAUUGUGAAAUUACUAUUAAAUGCUGGUGCUGACAAAGAUACAUUUGAUGUCGAUGGUGUGACUCCAUUACACAUUGCCUCCAAAAAUGGAUUCAAUGAAAUAGUCAGUAUUUUACUUCUAGAUCCGGUAGCUUCUGUUAAUUUAGUAGACAAUAGAGGAUACACUGCUCUUCACGAUGCAGCAAUUAUGGGGCAUGGGAAUAUAGUAAUACAGUUACUGAAGGCCGUGUCUAACAAAGACGCUAUUGAUAAAAACCUCAGAACUCCUUUAAUAUUCGCUUCUAUGGAAGGCCAUACUGAUGUUGUAAAACUAUUAUUAAACACUGUAAGCAAUAAAGAAGCUGCCGACAUCCACUAUAUGACACCCUUACACUUCGCUUCUAAAGAGGGGCACUCCGACAUAGUGGAUCUCUUACUGGAGUAUGGGUCUGAGAUAGACAGCAGAAACGAAAACGGAAGUACCCCAAUGCAUUUGGCUUGCGAAAAAAUUAUAGACGAAAAAAGAAACACAAAUUCCAUCAUCAGUAUUAAAACUAAGAUCGUAGAAAUCAUUAUAACGUCUGGUGGCUAUGUUGAAGCUAUUGAUAUGUUCGAUAGGACUCCUUUGCACAUAGCUUCGCGAGAUGGUUAUGCAACUAUUGUGGAUUUAAUAUUAUCUCACCAAGUUAACCCUGACAGAACUCCUGACAAAUUUGGUUGGUUGCCUCUACAUUAUGCUGCGGACCAAGGUCAUGAUGAUGUUGUUCGAAAGUUAAUUUGGAAAGGAGCAAAUCCUGAAGCACCUAACAAUAAUUUGGAAACUGCUUUGAUUUUGUCUUCAAGGAAUGGUCACUUGGAAGUUGUAAGAUUUUUAAUUUCCACAGCAGAUUUGGAUAAAAUCGAUCUCAAAGGCAGAAUAGCUUUACACUACGCCUCCAUGAAUGGUCACACAUCAGUGGUUAAGUUGCUUAUAAAAGGUUUAACGAACAAAGACAUGGAAGACAAGUGGGGAUUCACUCCAUUGCAUUACGCAGCUUCUUGGAGAGGCCACCAGGACAGUAUAGGAUAUUUAUCGAAAUCCUGGAUGGAAAUAACAUUUUCAGAAUAUUAUGAAAUGUCCAAUCCUUAUAAGUGA